UCCAGCAGUGCACUGCUAUAGGCUGAGAUGAUGAUGAUGAUGACAUAUAUUGAUUAGCAAUUAUUCGAGCUUCUAUGAAAUUUUAACAAAUACGGAUACGGACAAACAACCGUUUUUUAUUUUUGUAUUUUCCUUUCGCUCCGCAACAAUAAAAAAAAAAUUGGAAAAAAUCGAAACUUUAUAUUCGACCGCAAUCAUUAAAACAUUUUAAUUUAAUAGGUUGAAGACAACAAUAACAAAAUAAAGCUUUGCUUAUUUUAAGGAAAAAUGUUCAAUUAAUCAGCUAAAAAUAUCAGUGCCUUAAUUGUGUAUGAAUUCAUGAGUAAAUUACAAAAUAGCGUUUGAGGAAGAGUUGUAAAUAAAUAUGUCAUAAUGUUAAGUGUGCCCGGGCGAAUAGUGCUCUGAGUGGUGUUGAAGUGGGGCAAAAUGAAUUGGUAUAUUUGGGCAUGUCUGCUCACAGCCCUGCCAGCUGGCCUGGCCAUCUACCACGAAUAUUCUGCGGUGUCUUUCACCGCCCCAGACCUGAAGACUCGACCGAACGACACAUUCUUUGGAUACAGUAUUACUUAUGACUCUGAGCAUAAAAAUUUAAUUAUAAGUUCACCAGCUGAAAACGAUAUUGGUGAAGUAUACAAAUGUACACUUAAUGAUGACCGAAAUUGUACAAAAAUUCCAAGGACUGUUGACAGAUAUAGUACAGACUACAAACAUAAAUACUUAUUUGGAGCUACAGUGAAAGCAGGACCCAAGUUUGUGGUUAUGUGUGCCCCAAGAUUUGUGGAACUUAACAGAAUUAUAAUUUCCCUUGCAGUUUACAGGAUAUACGGAUCAGGUGGGAGGUGUUAUUCCUACAAGAAUGGAGUAACUACCCUCAUGAAGACUGUAGAUGCUUAUGAAAAGAAUCAAGUCCGCCAUAACAGUUCAGAACAGACGUUUGAUACGUUUGGCUGGAGCAUAGACGUGGGUAGCAAUGACGCUGUGAUCGUCGGUGGCCCGGGGAUGCAUAAUGGAGAAGCAAUGCUGUAUAACGUUAACACCGCAUUGCCACGUUUGUUGCAGAGAAUUGAUCACAAAACCGCUAAAUUUAACUUCGGUUAUAGUGUUGCCGCUGGCACAUUUAUUAACAACGAUCUGUUUUACGCUGUUGGCUCUACAUAUGGCGACAUGGGUAAUGGAAAGAUAUACUUCUACAAUGGAUUGCAAUGGAGUCAUACAUUAAAAAAGGAGGUAGAUCCAAAUGUCGUCGGGUCUAUGUUCGGAGCAGUGCUGUGUGCUGCCGUGCUCAACGGGAAUAGAACUCUGAACGGGACGAGGACUGACCUGCUGGUGGGAGCGCCCACCUAUGCCACAGAGUCGGACUACGAUGUCGGAGCUGUAUACGUGUACCUAGCGCUUAAUACAGGAAACCCACCGGUAUUCAAAAGGAAAAUUGUUGGACAGUCGGAAGGAGCGAUGUUUGGGAGUGCUAUCUGUAACAUGCGAGACUUGAAUGGAGAUAAUAAAGAUGAAAUAGCAAUAGGUGCGCCAUUCGAAAACGGACGCGGGGCAGUCUAUAUCUACAGCGGAAUGGACUUGGUCAGUCAGAAGACGGAGCAGACCCUGACAUGGCUGCAGAGGAUUGAGCCACAGCCCGAUAAACGAUACACGUCAUUUGGAUUUAGUUUAACGAGACUGUAUGAUUAUGACGAUAAUGGGUGUGACGAAUUGGCCAUUGGAGCCCCACACAGCGACGCCGUAGUUCUGCUAAGAUGUAUAGCAACAGUCACAGUCAAACUGAUCACGAAAUUCCCUAACCUACAGAAUCGUUUAAGCAAAACUGACUUCACAUUCGACGUUUGUUUGUUAGUCGACUACCCCACUAAACCUGAUAAAAUAAUAGCAAAUUUAUCGACUACUGUGGAAAUGAUUCACCCGUUCGCCAAACUCACGACUUCGUCGGGCACGUAUACAUUUGGAACUUCACUAGAAGAUAAGAAAACGGAGUACUGCAACAGAAUCCCAUUUACUCUGCCUCGGACUGGCAAAUACGACUCGGAGAUUGAUAUCGUCGCGGCAUCCACUUUGUUGGACAGCCCAGUAGAGCGCAAGGACUUCGACAGCUCCCGAGUGAUGCUCAGUGACAGGAGCGAGCUGACGCUGCAGUACUCGGUGUGGGCCGCCGAGUGCGCCGGCAACAAGGAAUGCGUGCCAAACCUACACCUGACCAACAGUUCCUCUAUCAUAAUACCACUUUCCUUCCAUAGGGAAGACUACAAGAUAGGUUCAAGUAAGAGAGAGACCUUCUCAGUAAAUGUGACCAACACUGGGGAGGUCGCGUACGACGCGUGCCUGCGACUGCGCAUCACCGGGACAGUUGUCUUCCAGCAUUCCCCCGCUUGUGUGACCGAGACCAACGGCACUCUGUUGUGUACGCCGGCGAAACCGAUAGCUAAUAAUGCUGAAUGGUCCACUGGCGAUAUUGUACUGGACAUGGAAGGCCGUACCAACCAGGAUCGGGACAUACAGAUCGACUCAUACCUCUACACUCGUUGCAGAGAUUUUAACUAUAAAACCUUCACGAGUUCAUUUAAACUACAGGCAGACUACAGCGGGUUCAGUAUAGCUGGAUUAACAAAUAUCGGAAAUAUUGUAAAUAUAACGAAGGAGGAAGUUCUCUCUCACGGCAAACAAAUGGAGCACAUAUAUACGAUUACAAACAACGGCAUGACGAACUGGAAGGAUCUGACAACGCUGGUGGCUUUGCCAAAGGAACCAUUCAUCAAAUACAACGAUAUCCCGGUCACACUUUACAUAAAUGACAUAUUAACGCAAAGUAACUGCACUUCACAAUCUACUACGGAAAAGUUCUAUAACAUAAAGUGUAAGAUAGGUAGUCUGAGGGCAAAGGACCAGGUUAUUAAGAUUAUAGCUCCCAUGAACAUCGUUCGUGGGACCCUUGAUGGCAUCAUUGAUGACAAGAAUAUUACUAUAAAUUCCAGUCUUUCCAUUUUACUGCCCUAUGAUGGGAUUAUAGAAGUAAAAGGAAGUAUCAUGACGACGAUACAAUUGAAGUUAGGCGAGGUACCGCUGUGGGUGAUCAUUCUUGCUAGCAUCGUCGGGUUAUGCAUCCUAUUCAUCAUAGCCUUUAUACUUUAUGAGGUUGGUUUUCUGCGGCGCAAGAAUAAGGAAAAGUUACUGAACUUGAAAAAGAGUGUUUAUCGGCAAUCUAUGAGACGUUCAACAAUGAUGGAACGACGCCCGCGACACGACGACCGCACUCAGAUGAUUGUAGAAGAACUGCAAGAAGAUGUACACUGAUAAAAAACUAAAUACGAAACAAACAAAUUACAAUACCUACACAUCAUUUUGGAAAAUACCCAGAUUCGCCUGCCCUUCACCAACUCCUAAGUGCUUUUGCUGCGAGAGAAGAAACGGCGCUACAAAUUCAGAAGCACGCUGUCUUUACAUAACAAUCAAUUUAGAAAUAGGCUGGUAAUAAUACUUCAUUAUAGGAAUUAAGAGUACUUAUUGACUCAAAUAAAAGUAAGGAGAGAAAGUCUAUGGACGAAAAGAAACUUAGGUGUUUUAAGAAGUAAAACAGUAAAGUCAUUAAAAUAUGUUUAAUAAUUAUAUUAUUAAAAGUUUAUAAAUUAUAAAUAAGAAUUACGAA
Messenger RNA from Trichoplusia ni (cabbage looper), 3649 nucleotides. Its product is annotated as integrin alpha-8-like. Lineage: Eukaryota; Metazoa; Arthropoda; Insecta; Lepidoptera; Noctuidae. Bases 427 to 3297 code for a protein of 956 amino acids. The record is from RefSeq and is a predicted model, not a curated record. The transcript is spliced from 25 exons. Gene Ontology annotation, molecular function: integrin binding. Gene Ontology annotation, biological process: cell-cell adhesion; cell-matrix adhesion; cell adhesion mediated by integrin. Gene Ontology annotation, cellular component: integrin complex; external side of plasma membrane.